UCCUUCAGGGAGCACAUUUAGAGCAACUUUGUUUGUAUUUUGAAUAAAAAAAAGAGUCCAGUCACAUCACCGUCACACCAAGGCACACAAUGCCUACUGCAGUGUAAGCAGUUGGGUGAGCAGAGAGCCAGGGCUGUGGUGUGUGGAAAAUGCUAGUGGAGGCAGACAAUGCAGCAGUCCGAGGCCUGACCAGCCCUCAGAGGGACAGGGGUCGCCUCACUGCGACAACAGCCCCCGUCUCCCUCCCUUCUUUUCGUGAACUGCCGCAGGAUGGGCUCGGGGAGGACGCUGAAGUUUGCCCUGUGUGAGGUGCUGCAGUUUGCAGGCCUAUGCGUGCCACUCUUCAUCGUCAUGCAGAGGUUUGCCGUCAUUGUGGCAAAAGUGAAAACUUCGGCGCGGCCGCCCGGCGACGGCCACACGGCCUACUGGUUGAUUGUGGCCUCCUCCAUUGCUUAUGUCACCUCCACUGCCCUGCUGAUCUGGGUUCCCCUGAAGUAUAUGAUCUUUGUGAAGAAGAAGUUUCUCGUCGGGAGGAAGAAGUGGAGACCCGUAGCCCUGGUGUAUGUGAUCCUGUCCACAUUACCCUGCUUUGCCUUUCUCAUCGCCAGCUCUGAGGUUCAGAUCAAUAACAACAUAAAACAUGAUAUGUUCACGGAGCUCCCUGUAUCACUGGUGCUGUUUUCUCUCAUCUCUAUUGACGUUGUGGAGAGGAUACGCCACUGCAGACUGACCGGCCAGUCUAAUGAGAUGGAAAGAGAUGCUGAAAUCCCCUCCACUGUCCUCACACAUGUGGAACAGGUAACACCAGUAACGCCUAUCACUCCAGCUGCGCCGGCGCCAGCUGUACCAGGGCCAGCUGUGUCCAGCCAAGGCGUUCCCACUCCCAUGCAACCUGGAGCAAGCCAGAAUGGAGCGGGAGCCCGACCGGAAACCAAUGGCACGGUGCCUGGGAGGCCAUUUAGCGUCUCUGGAUUGAGCUCACGGUCAGCCAGCACCACGGCGUACCACCUCUCUCCGUACGCCUACACGGGGCCUCUGAGAUUCCUGUGCGCCAGCGACGCCCGAGCGGACGUGUUUGUGGACAGCUUCAUGUUCUGGAUGGACACGGUGGAGAUGGUGAGAGUGGCAGGGCAUCCUCUAGUCUACUACUCGGGCUGGGUGUUCCCCAUCUAUAUCUUCAGCUACCUGUCCUGCCUACGUGUGGUGGUCAUGCCCCACAGCCCGUUGCUGUCCUCGCUAGGGGUGGCCCUGCAGGACUUGCCGUUCUUCUUCGUGCGCGUCGGCCUCAUUGCCUUCUUUGGCUUCGUCACGCCAAUCCUCUACAUGAUGAAGAACCUGCUGGUCUGUCUGGCCUUCAUCUACUUCAACUUUAUGACCAAGCUGAAGGUCUUCAACACAGAGAGGAUGUUCUUUUGAGACCAGCGGUUACAUCAUGAAAGGGUUGAUGCAAACUGAAGGUGGCUGCACCAGCCCUCCGUAAUAAGCACUAAAAAGAUUGUUAAGUUCCAAAGAUAUGGACAAAAAGAGGUUACUGCAGAGAGUAAAUACUUACACCGUGGAACUGCCAGGUACAACUACUUUGUAGCUAAUCUGACAAAGCUAACAUUUAGCUUGCUAAUAUAGGAUGUUUAGCUUGAGGCAGUCUACCAGUCUGAUAAGUCUGAGUCACUGAUCUUGAAACAGUUCAGCUAUUACUGCUCGAACUUGGUGAUGGAUUUAAGAAUACGUGGUUCAAUCACAGAAGACAUAUUUUGAUAAUAACGGUACUUUUCACAGGCCAAAAGGGAGCUCAAAGGCAAUGGAAAUUAUGUGUCAAAUGACUGUCGUCUUAUAUAUUAUCACCUGUAUGUGCAAACAAACUUUUUUUAAAACCCCGACAAUCCCCUCCCACCACCCUCACCAAGAAUGGCACUUUGGGAAUGUACCUUGAAUGUCUCUUGAGAGAUUUUUUCUUUUUUUUUUUACUAAAUCAUAAUGUGCAGUGAAAAUGUAAAAACAUAAAUACAUGUUGUUUAUUUGAGGUUUUUCUUUGCUAAGUUAAUAUCCAAAAAAGAAAAACGCGUGAGUUUGUAUCACUGAUACAUUUAUUUUAGUAAGAUUAAUAAAGA
Messenger RNA from Mugil cephalus (flathead mullet), 2108 nucleotides. Its product is annotated as transmembrane protein 236-like. The transcript is spliced from 4 exons. Bases 271 to 1416 code for a protein of 381 amino acids. NCBI's taxonomy places the organism in Eukaryota, Metazoa, Chordata, Actinopteri, Mugiliformes, Mugilidae. The record is from RefSeq and is a predicted model, not a curated record.